AUGACAGCGCAAGCAGAAGAAUCCCUCAGGACACUCCAAGACCCUGCUACACUCUCGAUAGAUUCUUCUAAGAACCAUUCGCCGACUGCUUCUUGGGCGGAGAAUAGCAUCCUUGGGCUUUCCGCCAAUUCGAAUGAGUCCUUACCGUUGGACGACACAUGGGCCUUUCUCACAGACACGCAGUGGACUGGGCCACAGUUGCAAUCGAUGGAUCUUCUAGCUGAUGGUAUCCUUGGAUCUCAAGUCCCCGGAAGACAGAGAUCAUCACCAUCAGUGCGAGAAACUGAACCAACACAUAACGGAGAAGAAGCAGAUGUGGAUAAGCUGCUGCCCCCGAACGUCCUCAAUGAAAUGUACACCAAAUUUUUCGACAAAGCGCACUCCGGAUAUUUCAUGAUGGAUAAAAAUAGGUUCUUGUCAAGACUAGCCGAUUCACAGGCAAAUUCCGAGAUGCAAAGCCUAAAGCUAAUUAUAUUGGCUCAUGGCGCAUCUCUCAGUUCUGCUCAAGCUGAUCUUGCCCGCAAGUUCUACGAACUCUCGCGAAAAGAGUUCGAAAAGGCAGAGUUAGGGAAAGGGUUUUUGACUCUUACAGCACUGCAAUCCUGCAUAUUUUUAGCUCAGUUCGAACUCAAGCAGACAAUGUUCGCUCGGGCCUGGACCAACAUCAGCCGGGUAAACUGGAUGGUGCGAAUGUUUGGCUUGCACAAUAUGGACGGCAAUACCACAUUCCCGAAAGCGUAUCAGGAGCGCAGAUAUCACCUCCCGCCGACCACCGAUGUGUGGGAACUUGAAGAGAGAAGGAGAACGUUUUGGGCGGCUUUCCAAAUAAGCUGCUUUGUGAGUAUAAACAAAGGCUGGGAGACCCACAUUCCGACCAUCUACGCAGACGUAACAACAUUUUUACCGGCUAAUGACGCUCCGAGCUCAUUGUCUAGGUUAAAUCUUUAUGAUGCAUUCAGGUUAUCUGGCUCCAGGGAGCUCAGUACCAACAAUGCGCUCAUACUGAUCAGCGGGUUGCACAAUCGCUGCCUCUUUCACGUCACCCACGCCAUCGAGGAAGGCAAGCCAGGUAGCCCGACUUAUGACUUUUGGAUGCACCAUUAUCGUAUCAGCGAGAACAUCAAGCGGAUCGCGUCCGGUGCUGCUCCAACGGCAGCUUCAUUAUUGCCAAACGAGCCCAAUGCCUUUUGCUUGAACAUCAGCGUUCAGGCGAUAGUGAUCUGUCUCAACUACGCGGAGACUAUGCAUGUUGCCGGGGCGAAGGUGCCUAGGUCGCCACACCCAUUGUGCGAGAACUCCAAAUGCCAGAACUCGGCCUUGGCAAUUGCCAACAUGUCGCGAAAGCUAAUGGGUCACGCUGACCUGGCGAAGAUGAGUAAUUACGUUCCUUGGUCGAUAUAUGUAGCCGCCCAGGCAUGCAUUCGCACACUGAAUGCCAACACCUUCGCACUGGAUGCCAUCCACGAGUCCAGAAGUCCGCGCAGCGCCUCUCCUUCCAGUCCGUUUGACACGUGGACGUGGGCGCCCAGCAGUAAUGAGGGAAGCUGGGAAGCUGCCACAAACCAAAUUACGGGCGCAACGAGCGCAACGAAUCUGUUCAGCAGUGCGAUGGGGCCGUUAUCCUCGUCACCAUCGCUGUUGACGCCGAGAGGCAUAGGCACAACGGUGUUUCCAGAAAGCGGCAGCGUAGUGAACCGCUCCGUACUGCAGGAAGCGCUGAACUCACUUGUUGACGCCAUGGUCGCGCUCAUGCAGAUCAGUCCGCUGGUUGGCGUCUUCGAGGCCGAGCUUCGCGAAGAGCUGAGCGGCGGCAAGUUGCUAACUGACCAACGUUUAAUCGGCUUUGUGGGCCUUCCGUUGGGUGGCCAGCAUUUGCAGCAAAACGAUAUUGGUAGUUUGGGGGACAUGGGUUGGGACUAUCCACUUCAUUAG
Molecule: messenger RNA, 1932 nt
Organism: Aplosporella prunicola CBS 121167
Lineage: Eukaryota; Fungi; Ascomycota; Dothideomycetes; Botryosphaeriales; Aplosporellaceae
Exons: 4
Coding region: 1-1932 (643 amino acids)
Biological process (GO): DNA-templated transcription
Cellular component (GO): nucleus
Molecular function (GO): zinc ion binding; DNA binding
Source: RefSeq, a predicted model, not a curated record